This is a messenger RNA of Zingiber officinale, 2801 nucleotides long. Its product is annotated as eEF1A lysine and N-terminal methyltransferase-like. The record is from RefSeq and is a predicted model, not a curated record. The transcript has 16 exons. The coding region runs from base 104 to 2362 and encodes 752 amino acids. Gene Ontology annotation, molecular function: S-adenosylmethionine-dependent methyltransferase activity. NCBI's taxonomy places the organism in Eukaryota, Viridiplantae, Streptophyta, Magnoliopsida, Zingiberales, Zingiberaceae.
ACUCUCUCAAGCCCGUUCCUUUUAAACCCUAAUUCCCCUAACGGACCUGGUAUUCUGGUAAACCUCGAUUCCCCCGGCCGUUUGCGUUGUCGCCGGAGCCGUCAUGGAAAAGAAGAAGAGACGAGAAGCUGCCACCGAGAUCUUCGACACCCUCGGGGACUUCACGAGCAAAGAGAAUUGGGACAAAUUCUUCACUGUCAGGGGCUCCGGCGACUCCUUCGAAUGGUACGCCGAGUGGCCGGAGCUCCGCGACCCGCUUCUCGCCCAACUCAAGACCGUUGCCGCCGCCGCCGCCGCUGACCCGCUUCAGAUCCUCGUGCCUGGUUGCGGAAGCUCUCGCGUCUCGGAGUAUCUCUACGAUGACGGGUUCCGCUGCACUACCAACAUCGAUUUUUCCAAGGUCGUCGUCUCUGACAUGCUCCGCCGAUACGUGCGUUCCCGCCCUGAAAUGAGGUGGCGCGUCAUGGACAUGACUGAACUCCAGUUUGCAGAAGAGACAUUCGAUGUAAUUUUUGAUAAAGGAGGAUUGGAUGCACUAAUGGAACCAGAGCAUGGAGCAAAGCUCGGCACUAAAUAUCUGAAGGAGGUUAAGAGAGUGCUUAAGUCAGGAGGAAAAUUUCUGUGUCUGACCCUAGCAGAAUCUCACGUUUUAGCUUUGCUAUUUACUGAAUUACGAUUUGGAUGGGAUACAAGUAUUGCUAUUAUCCCACAAAAAAUUGGCAGCAAGUCAGCCUUUCAGACCUUCUUGUUAGUUGCUGUAAAGGGCAAGAUGGGUGUGCUAAACCAGCUUAGCUUACUGUUUGAACAUCAUUCCAUUAAUCUUAAAGGAGAGCAGGUACAUUCUUUACUUGAUGCUGUUGAAAAUGAGAAUAAACUUCGCAGCCAGUAUUCCUCUGGUGAUGAUAUUGUUUAUUCUUUGGAAGACCUACAAUUAGGUGCUAGAGGCAAUUUAAAGGAACUUCUCCCGGGACGAAGGUGUCAAACUAUCCUAGGAAAUCAUGGUUCACUUUACCAUUAUAAAGCUAUACUCUUGGAUUCUAAGCAACAUUCAGAACCAUUGUUAUACCACUGUGGUGUUUUUAUUGUGCCUAAGGCUCGAGCAAAUGAAUGGUUGUUUUCUUCAGAAGAAGGACAAUGGCUCAUCGUUGAAAGUUCAAAGGCAGCUCGGCUGAUUAUGGUUUUCAUGGACUCGAGGCAUACUGGUGCUAGCAUGGAUGAGAUCCAGAAGGAUUUAUCUCCACUCGUUAAAGGUUUGGCACCUGAAAGAUCAGAAGAUGAAACUCUGAUUCCGUUCAUGAUGGCAGGCGAUGGCAUCAAACAGAGGGAUGUCAUCCAUGAGGUCACAUCAACAGUAACUGGCCAUAUGAUUGUUGAAGAUGUGAUCUACGACACUGCUGCGGAAGAUCCACCAAAUCUUAAAGUGUUUCGUCGCCUUACAUUUGGCAGAAGCUCAGGUUUGGUGCAAUCAGAAGCAUUGUUAUCUGACAAUAUACUUCAGAGCAAUCCGUCUGCUGCAAAUAAAAAAGGAAAGGUUGUAUCUUCAAGAAGUAGAAAAAAGGGUGGUCAGAAAAGAAGUGAAUCCCAUAAAUUGAUCCAUGGAUCUAAGAGCAUGAAGGUUGAUCAUAGCUGCCUUGCUAGUCUUUAUCACAGUGGCAUUGUUUCUGGCUUUGCUCUUAUAGCUACUACUUUGGAGCAUAUUGUAUCAUCUGGGAAAAAGAUUAGAACCUACAUAAUUGGGCUUGGAGCUGGGCUUCUUCCCAUGUUUCUUCGUGCUUGCCUGCCCUUUCUGCAAAUUGAGGUGGUGGAGUUGGAUCCUAUAGUCUUGGAUUUGGCGAGUGAAUAUUUCAGCUUUGUCGAGGAUGACCAAUUAAAGGUGCACAUUGCUGAUGGAAUCCAUUUUAUUCGUGAUGUGGAUGCUGUCAAAUCAUUCCCAGUGAAUGGUACACCUACGUACUCUCCUGCAGAUGAAAAUAAAACCAGUGGCACUAAAAUUCUUAUCAUAGAUGCAGAUUCAUCCGAUUUGAGCUCCGGGUUAUCCUGCCCUCCUACUGACUUUGUUGAAGAUUCCUUUCUUUUGUCGGUAAGGGAUUUCCUCUCUGAAGGAGGCAUCUUCAUCAUAAACUUGGUGUCACGAUCAGCAGCAAUAAAAGAGAAGGUUAUUUUAAGGUUAAAAGCGGUGUUCAACCAACUGUUCUCCCUUGAACUAGAAGAAGAUGUUAAUGAGAUUCUCUUUGCUUUCCCUGCCAAGAUGUGCGUGGAUGCCGAUAAUUUGCCUGAGGCUGUUGUUAAAUUGAACAGCUUGAUGAAAAUUCCCUUGCCGAAUGGGCAGAUAGAAUCGGGUAGGUUCAGAUGUCUACUGUAGGGCCGAAGCAAAACCAUACUAUGUUUCCAUUCCCAUUUCCGUGUAUGGUAUAUUAUAUAAUAUUAUACAACCGAAGAAAAAAAAAAUGAAUGCUGCUUCACGCGAUCUGGCAUCCUGAUCUGGUACUCAUCCAAGGGGCACGGGAAGUUUGCGACAUCAGUGCAACAGCAUUGCAGCAGGUGUUUUUUUUUAGCAUAACUUUACAGUUGUAUUUGUUAACUGUAAGGUUGUAUCAAGAUCAAUCAAAGCUGUAUUAUAGUAAAGACCAACCGGUGCUUAUUCUCCUAGAAAUUCUGAUCUUUCAGAAAACAAACUGCAAUUUUCUCUGGUAAGUUGUGCAAUCUCUGUCAGAGUUGAUUCUGUUUAUUAUCAAUCCUGUAUUUCCUUAAAACAUCUAUUUAUAUGUUCUCUGAACUGUAAGAAAUCUAACUGGCUAUUA